Molecule: messenger RNA, 2243 nt
Organism: Lactuca virosa
Lineage: Eukaryota; Viridiplantae; Streptophyta; Magnoliopsida; Asterales; Asteraceae
Source: the annotation of a GenBank genome assembly
AUGGUUGUUCUCUCUGAACUUUGUGAAGGACCUUCAUCUUCUUCAUCAACUCAUGGUCAUAGAUAUGACGUAUUUUUAAGUUUCAGAGGUGUUGACACUCGUCAUGGUUUCACUAAUCAUCUUUAUAAUGCCCUUGUUCAUGCCAAUAUCACUACCUUCUUGGAUGAUGAAGAUAUUGAAACCGGGGAAGAUCUGAAACCAGAAUUGAAGAGUGCUAUUAAAUCAUCUAGGGCUUCUAUUAUCGUAUUGUCCAGGAACUAUGCUGCUUCCACAUGGUGCCUUGAUGAACUGGUGUUGAUCCUUGAGCAACAUAUGACAUCCAAUCACAUUGUUUUCCCGAUUUUUUAUCAUGUUGAGCCCACCCAUGUCAGGAACCAACAAAGUAGCUUUGGAGAGGCAAUGGAUAAACAUAGACAGCGGAUGGAGGCAGAGACCGAUGCAAAUAAAAGUAAAUUGGCUAAAAAAUUAGAGCUUUGGAAUAAAGCGCUUAGCGCAGUUGCUGAUUUAAAAGGGAAGGAUGCAAAUGACAGGUUAGAGGUGGAGUUUAUUGAUGAAAUUGUCAAAGACAUCUUCCGUAGAUUACGCAUAUCCUCAAGGUUUCCACUACCACAACUUAUUGGGAUGGAAGAUUCCAUUGAAGUCGUCACUUCAUGGUUGAAAGAUGCAUCAUCACAUACGACAAAUAUACUCACUAUUUUGGGGAUGGGUGGGAUCGGGAAGACGUCUUUAGCCAAAUAUGUCUAUGCGUUACAUUCUCAUGAAUUUGACACAAGCAGCUUUGUUGAAGAUAUUAGUAAGAAAUGUAAUGAGAAAUCGAAUGGGAUGCUUGAUGUACAAAAACAACUCUAUAAUGACAUUUCAAAACUAAGUUCAGUUCAAGUUCAUGAUGUUUCUAUGUACACCUCAAUGAUAGAGAAUGCAGUAGCCCGUAAAAAGGUGUUUCUAGUUCUUGAUGAUAUUGGUAGUAUCGAUCAGCUAGAUGCGUUAUUUGGAACGGAAGGUUUUCACCCAGGAAGCAAAAUUCUAAUAACAACAAAGGACGCAUGGUUGACACAGAGUAGUUCACCAUUCAAAACAAACAUUAAACCUAAGUAUGCAGAGCACAAGAUUAAAGGCUUAUCUACGAUUGAAUCACAAAAACUUUUGUGUUAUCAUGCAUUUAUCUGCAACAAUCCCAAGGCAGGUUAUGAAGAGGUGUCAGGAAAGCUAGUGAAGUAUUGUGAAGGACAUCCAAUGGCGCUUAAAAUUUUAGGUAGGUCUCUACAUAAUCGAGAUGUAACUUAUUGGGAGGGGUACAUAGACCGACUAAAGAAAGAAAAUCAUUCCCCUAUAAAUACAGUCUUGAGAAUGAGUUUUGACUCUUUGCCAUCAGAAAAUGAUAAGGAGUUGUUUAAGCAUAUCGCUUGUAUCUUUGUUGGAAUGGAUAGAGAUGUUAGUGUAACAAUAUUAGAGGCAUGUGAUAUAGAGACAAGAUCCGGGAUCAUGAAUCUUAUGGAUAGAGGUCUUCUUAGUAUCGGAUGGAAUAAAGAAUUAAGGAUGCAUCAGUUGGUUCAAGAGAUGGGAAGAUUUGUGGUACGUGAAGAAUCACUUUAUAAGCCAUGGGAACGAAGUCGAAUAUGGGGUUAUGAGUCAUUCAGAGUGUUGAAACAAAAAAAGAGUAUGGAAAAUGCUCUAGGCCUCACACUUGACAUGAGAAUGCUUGAGAAAGAGAACUAUCAACAACGACUUCAUAAGAGGCUAAAGCAAUUGAUUGGAUCAUGCUUAAAAGACAAAAGUUAUGAAGAACCAGAGGAAUCUGAAAUCCAGAUGUAUUAUGAAUUUGGAAUAUUCAGCACAAUUUAUGGAGGCCAAGAGAUGCCAAAUUGGAUUACAGAUAGAAGCGCGGGGCCAUCAAUAUCAUUUACAAUCCCAUCAUCUCUUAACAGGUUCAGAGGAUUGAAUUUCUGCUGUGUGCUGACACCCCAUCAUCAAUAUCGUAUCCGUAAGAAGGAGCCCGCUUCAAAGAUGUGCUAUUCUACUUCAAAGCUUUGUCCCAAAGGAAGUCUGGCAUACUGGAGGAUGGACACUAACUGGGCAGUCAAGGCGAAGCUUUGUCGCUCAACAUACUUGCACUUCACCUGACCUUUCCUCGUCUCUACAACUCAGGGAUUCUAAGCAAUCUUUUUUCAGGUUUGUUUCAAAACAUGCAUGUUCAAUAAUUUUAUACAAUAAUAGGUUGGAUAUAUUUUAUGUAUACACUAGCC